Sphaeramia orbicularis (orbiculate cardinalfish) is the source of this 1199-nucleotide messenger RNA. RefSeq names its product heart- and neural crest derivatives-expressed protein 1. Lineage: Eukaryota; Metazoa; Chordata; Actinopteri; Kurtiformes; Apogonidae. Gene Ontology annotation, molecular function: RNA polymerase II transcription regulatory region sequence-specific DNA binding; protein dimerization activity; DNA-binding transcription factor activity, RNA polymerase II-specific. Gene Ontology annotation, biological process: heart development; regulation of transcription by RNA polymerase II. The transcript has 2 exons. Bases 291 to 866 code for a protein of 191 amino acids. The record is from RefSeq and is a predicted model, not a curated record.
GGCAAAAUCAGAGCAGCCUCUUUGGAAACGAUCGGAAGAGAGAAACACAAGUGGAGAGCCGUUUUCUGCUGGAUCUAUAAACCUUCUUUGGCUGCGGUCUCUUUCCAGAAUUGACGAUGUAAGAGGGGUUUGUUUUUUUGGGGGUGUCCAUUGCUGGUGAAUUGAGGGAAAUGCGUGUUUUAGUCUUGGAUGAGUCCUGCUGCGCGUAAAUCCCCGAUCCGAGUCCGUUUUGGGAGAGACCGAGGAGGACGGAACGCACGGCAGCAGGCAGACUCCCGAAGCCGCUCAGCAUGAACCUCAUCGGGGGUUACCAGCAUCACCACCACCUGAUGCACGAACCUUUUCCUUUCGUUCAGCGGUGCCACCAGGACGCACCGUAUUUCCAGAGCUGGGUGGUGAACCACGGCGAAGUGCCUCCGGACUUCCAGAUCCAGACGCCUUACCCGGCCGCGGAGCUCGGAGCGCCCGGAUCCGCGCACGACGUCCGAUUGGAAGGGCUGCAGGCGGGCAUGGGGAAGAGGAGAGCGUCGGGGCCGAAAAAGGAGCGACGGAGGACGGAGAGCAUCAACACGGCUUUCGCGGAGCUCAGGGAGUGCAUCCCAAACGUGCCGGCGGACACGAAACUGUCUAAAAUUAAAACGUUACGACUGGCGACCAGUUACAUCGCCUACCUGAUGGACGUCCUGGCCAAAGACUCCGGGGAGACGGAGGGAUUUAAGGCCGAAAUUAAGAAAUACGAGAACCGGGAUAUGAAAAGGAAACGAGAGCUGACCGAUGGCCUGCAGGAGUCUUUAGGAGCCGAGAAGAAGGUGAAGGGCCGGACCGGGUGGCCGCAGCAGGUCUGGGCUCUGGAGCUCAACCAGUGACCCUCUCCCCUCCCCCAGUAACCCCCCACCCCCACCCCACCCUCCCCCCUCCUUCCGUCAGAGACUUGGAUAUGAAAUCAGAUCAAAAACCACUGACUGAACGCGCGCACAAAGGAGCGCAAAAAGGACGAAAACAAACCGAACCCGUCACGGACACGUUGUGGGUCUUUUCACGGCUGUGGGUUUUCUUAGGUUUUUAUUUGUGGUGUCUGUGUCUGUUUAUCUGGGGCUGAAAAUAAAUAAAUUAUAUCGAACGACUAACUGUAAAUGUAGAGAAAGUUGUGGUUUUGUGUAAUAACGUUGCUUGAAAGAGGGGGAUAAAAAGAUGCAAAA